AUGUCCGGGAGUGUAUCUAGCGCAAACGAAGGUAAACUUAUAGCCUUCACAUCUCAUCCCAUCAUGGACGUGAAAGAAAUCAAGUCGACCGUGUCGAAUUUGGAAAAAAGCUCAGAUGACACUACCAUUCUCCGGCUUUUGAACAUCUUGAACGAUGGGGUUGAACCUUCGGAAAAGCUUUUGCGAGAAACAAAAGUCGGUGUGGCUAUCAACAAGUACAGGUCGAGCUCCAACAGUGAAAUCAGCGCUUUAGUCAAGAAAAUGAUCAAGAAGUGGAAGGAGGCGGUCCAGAACGAGAAAAAUGCUAAAAAGAAUGCUUCUUUAGCUUCAGCCUCGUCUUCUACUUCGGCCCAUCCAGCCCCAGGUUCCGCUUCCGGAAAAUUCCACACUGGCCCUAGAAACCCCAAAACUGACGGCGUCAACACCACUCUUUAUGACCAUUCUACGAGAAACGCCUCUGUCAGCGCUUUGUACACGGCGUUGGCCAUUGAAAGAGACGAUGACAGCAAAACAAUUUUACGUAUUGCCACAGAAAUCGAAAGUGAGGUGUUUAAGUCAGAGUAUUCCAACGUCAAUGACAACUACCGUAAUAGAUUGCGGACCUUCACUAUGAAUUUGAGAAACAAAAAGAACCCUGAGUUAAGAGCACGCUUAUUAAGCGGUCAAAUUACACCUUCUUCCUUUAUCAAAAUGACUCCCAACGAAAUGGCGCCUGAAGCGUUGAAGAAGGAGAUUGAGAAAUUGCACAAGCAAAACCUUUUUGAUGCACAAGGUGCCACGGAAAAGAGAGCUGUUACAGAUAGAUUCACUUGCGGAAAGUGCAAGCACAAGAAGGUUUCAUACUACCAGAUGCAGACCAGAUCUGCUGAUGAGCCCUUAACAACGUUCUGUACAUGCGAAAACUGUGGCAACAGAUGGAAAUUCUCCUAG
This is a messenger RNA of Clavispora lusitaniae ATCC 42720, 930 nucleotides long. Its product is annotated as transcription elongation factor DST1. Lineage: Eukaryota; Fungi; Ascomycota; Pichiomycetes; Serinales; Metschnikowiaceae. Gene Ontology annotation, biological process: regulation of mRNA 3'-end processing; transcription elongation by RNA polymerase II; transcription elongation by RNA polymerase I. The record is from RefSeq and is a predicted model, not a curated record. Gene Ontology annotation, cellular component: nucleus. Gene Ontology annotation, molecular function: zinc ion binding; RNA polymerase II transcription regulatory region sequence-specific DNA binding.